CUGUCUAUAAGCUGGCCUCUCCUGGAAGCUGCUGGGAAAAAGCAGAAGCAGCAGCAGCAGAAGAAGAAGCAGAAGUAGAAGAAGGAGCCGCCUGAGCAGCAGCAGGAUUUUAGUUUUUCAUCAGAAAGUGAAGAUGAAGGUGUGUGUGCUGGUCCUGGGUCUGUCCCUGGUUCUGACGGUCUGCAUGGCCCGGUCUCCCUACCAGGCAGUCCUGCAGCACAGCCGGAUCAGAGGCCGGCAGCAGGGCCCAAAUGUUUGCGCCAUGCAACAGAUUAAAGGCACAAACAAGAAAUACUUCACCAACUGCAAACAGUGGUACCAUCGCAAGAUCUGCAGCCAACCCACGAUGAUCACCUACGAGUGCUGUCCUGGUUAUGAGAAGAUUCCUGGGGAGAAGGGCUGCCCUGCUGCACUGCCUCUGGUGAACAUCUACAACACUCUGGGCGUGGUUGGAGCCACCACCACCAAGAUGUACUCUGAACGAGCCCAACUGAAGGAGGAGAUUGAAGGUCCAGGAAGCUUCACUUUCUUUGCCCCAAGCAACGAGGCCUGGGCCGCCUUGCCGACAGAGAUCCUGGAUGCUCUGGUGAGCAACGUGAACAUCGAGCUGCUGAACGCUCUUCAUUACCACAUGGUGAACCGCCGGCUGACCUCCGAGGAGCUGAAACACGGGUCCUCCUUUGCCUCUAUGUACCAGGACUCCCAUGUCCACAUUCAUCACUACAGCAACGGGAUCAUAACAGUGAACUGCGCUCGUUUGAUCAAACCCGACCAACAUGCCACUAAUGGCAUCGUGCAUGUGGUAGACCGUGUCAUCACCGCCAUCUCCAACGACAUGCAGUCAAUUAUUGACAUUGACGAUGACCUGGAGACACUGCGCACGGCCUUAGCUGCUGCCGGUCUAACCUCCGUCUUACAGAACGAGGGUCAGUACACCGUCUUUGCUCCCACCAAUGAGGCCUUCGAGAAGAUUCCUGCGGAGACCCUAAACAGGAUUUUGGGAGACCCCGUGGCUCUGAAAGACCUGUUGAACUACCACAUCCUGAAGAACAUGCAGUGUGCAGAGUCGAUCGUGUCGGGGACCCCGAUGGAGACCUUGCAGGGCACCGUGCUGGAGGUUGGCUGUGACGGAAACCAGAUGACACUGAAUGGGAAAGCCAUCAUCACCAAGAAGGACCAGUUGGGAACCAAUGGGGUCAUCCACUACAUCAACGAGCUGCUCAUCCCGGACUCAGCUAAAACUCUCCUGGAGCUGGCUGAAGGUUCAUCCGUUGCCAUGGCGACCAAGCUGUUUGUAGAAGCUGGUCUGACGUCCCACUUGACGGGCUCAGAGGCUCUGACCAUGCUGGCUCCUCUGGAUGAAGCCUUCAAAGGCAGUGUGACGAUGACACCUGACAUGAGGAAGCUGAUGACCAAUCACAUUGUGAAGGAGCAGAUGUCCUCUAAGUCUCUGUACCACGGUCAGGAGCUGGAGACACUGGGAGGCCUCAAACUCAGAGUGUUUGUCUACAGAAAUAACCUGUGCAUUGAAAAUGCCUGCAUUGCUGCUCAUGACAAGACCGGACGCUAUGCCUCCAUGUUCACUGUGGACAAAGUCCUCACUCCACCAAUGGGAACCGUCAUGGAUGUCCUCAAGGCUGAUAACCGCUUUAGUCUCCUGGUUGGUGCCAUCCAGACUGCAGGUAUGACAGAGCUGCUGAACCAACAGGGGACCCUCACUUUCUUUGCCCCCACCAACGACGCAUUCAAUGCCCUGGGGCAGGCCGAGCUCAACAAGCUGAUGCGUAACCCAGGGGAGCUGUCAGGUGUGCUCAGGUAUCACCUGGGGGAGGGCAUGCUGGUCAGCGGUGGAGUCGGCUCUCACACCAGACUGAAGCCUCUGCAGGGGGAGAAGCUGGAGCUGGGUGUGCGGAACUACACGGUGUAUGUCAACAAGGUCCCGGUGGCCGACGCUGACCUGAUGGCCACCAACGGAGUGGUCCACGCCGUCAGCAGUGUCAUCAAACCUCUGCCUCCGAAGCUGGACCGAGAGCAGGCCGACGGACCGGCAACUCCUCUCAGAUCAGCCGCUUCUUCCAGGGCCAAUGCCCAGAGCUUCAGGAACGACGAUCUGUUCCAGAGGGUGGUGAAGAGUCGCUCCAGCAGGACGAUGAUCCACAGUCAGUAAACCUACAGAGGAGGGAGCUCAGCGACCUGAGCCACCAACAAAGAAGUAAAGAAGAAGAAACAGAAGAAGCAUCAAAGGUCACGUCUUGAAGGAGAAUCCCCUGAAGCUGCUGCUGCAGAGGAUCUGAGUGGGAUUUUCCAUAAUUUGUGAAGAAGAAAUGUUUAAAUAGCUUUUUGCAUUUUUUUUUUAAAUUUACCAAACCAGUGUUUUUCACUUGUCUUUUCUGUCUGAAUCCAGAGUUUGAAGUGUUGUGAGUGUGUUUGUACUCAGUGUCGUCCUGCAGCUUGUCGAACACAGUGACCUGACAGCUUUUCAGGAGCAUUGCUUUGUGUUUUUGUAAAAUAAAGCCUGAAAAGUGAGACCACA
This is a messenger RNA of Acanthochromis polyacanthus (spiny chromis), 2533 nucleotides long. RefSeq names its product transforming growth factor, beta-induced (gene tgfbi). NCBI's taxonomy places the organism in Eukaryota, Metazoa, Chordata, Actinopteri, Pomacentridae. Bases 134 to 2167 code for a protein of 677 amino acids. Gene Ontology annotation, biological process: cell adhesion; extracellular matrix organization. The transcript has 17 exons. Gene Ontology annotation, cellular component: extracellular matrix. Gene Ontology annotation, molecular function: cell adhesion molecule binding. The record is from RefSeq and is a predicted model, not a curated record.